UGCCUCCUGAGGCGGCCCGGCAGGGAAGAUGGCGCCGUCCCACGUCCUGAAGUGUUGCCAGAAGGUGCUGGCCUGGGUGCCAGUGGCCUUCAUCGCCCUGGUCGUGGCCUGGUCCUACUACGCCUACGUGGUGGAGCUGUGUGUGUUUACUAUUUCUUCAACUGCAGAAAAAGUUGUCUACCUUGUGGUUUUUCAUCUGUCAUUUGUCAUGUUUGUAUGGUCCUAUUGGAAGACAAUUUUCACAUCUCCUGCAUCCCCCUCUAAUGAGUUUUGCUUGUCAAAAGCUGAUAAAGAACUAUAUGAGAAAGAAGAGAGACCAGAAUCCCAGCAGGAGAUUUUGAGAAGAGCUGCUAAAGACUUGCCUAUCUAUACGACAACAGCAUCGAGAGCAAUCAGAUACUGUGAUCGAUGCCAGCUAAUCAAACCUGACCGCUGCCACCACUGUUCUGCAUGUGACAUAUGUGUAUUAAAAAUGGACCACCAUUGUCCAUGGGUGAAUAAUUGUGUGGGAUUUUCUAACUACAAAUUCUUCCUCCUGUUUUUAAUGUAUUCCUUACUGUACUGUCUGUUUGUUGCUGCUACAGUCUUGCAGUACUUCAUAAAGUUUUGGACAAAUGAAUUGCCAGAUACCCAUGCAAAAUUCCACGUACUAUUCCUUUUCUUUGUGGCAGCCAUGUUCUUCAUCAGCAUACUGUCACUCUUCAGCUACCACUGCUGGCUAGUUGGCAAAAACAGAUCAACCAUAGAAACAUUCCGUGCACCCACAUUUCGAAAUGGCCCAGAUAAAAAUGGCUUUUCUCUUGGAUGCAGCAAAAAUCUGAGGGAGGUGUUUGGAGAUGAAAAGAAGUAUUGGCUACUCCCUAUCUUUACCAGUUUGGGCGAUGGGUGUAAUUUUCCAACUCGUUUGGUGAUUAUGGAUCCAGAGCAACUUACUGUCUCCAGCCAAAAUGAACCUGCCAAAAGCUCUGGAGCCAAUCAGUCUUUUCCUACUCGACCACUCAGUGAAUCACAAAAUCGAUUGCUAGCCAGUGACAGUCAGUGGGUGGAAAGUGGCCCUGAAGAGGAAAAUGUUAAAUCAGGUGCAAAAAAGCAUAUUAUAGUUUCAUUGGAAAGCUGAUCUCAGCUUAUUACUAACCAACCAUCUCAGUGAGAAACAGGUUUCUGCAACACAUUUUGUGCUUGAAUAUUACUUAAUUUUGUUUGGAAGAAGUUGAUCAGUAAAAAAUGGAACAUGAACAUUUUAAGAAGAGACAAAUUCAAGUUUCUGCACAGUUCAGUGGAUUCUGCACAGUACAAUGGAUUCUUGUAAGCACUAUUGCAGAGCAGGGAAGUUAAGACAGAUGCCUUAAGAUUCUUAAUGUGCGUUUAUGCAACACUGAAUUACAUACUGCUACCAAAGGGCCAAAUCCUGAAGUGCCCUGCUUGGAUGCACAAGGUCCAGAGUGGGAACUAUGCAUUUCCGUUAUGCUGCAGUGGUGGGGGUAGAUUUCAGAGACUCCUACCUCCCCACGGGCAAACUUCAUACCUUAGGCACUGCAGAAAUCACUUCCAUAGCAGGUCUCCAGGGUACAGAAAGAAAGAAAAGGGAGGGAAGAAAAAUCAACAUAGAGCGUGGCCAGUGAGUCUCAAGUGCGUCUGUAAAAGGUUCAAACACCAGCUGAUGUGGAAGGGACUGGAUGAUGUCUUCUCCCCUCUUCCUAUUAACCAGUCUACCCCAUGAUCAUAGCUCUCCAAGUCUUUCAGGACUGAGGAUUCCUUCUACUAGCUGUGCUUUGGAGCUAGGCAAUGCCAGCAGCGUAAAAGCCUUUUACUUGGGUGUUGCUUUUUUGCUGUAGGAUUGAGCCCUCUCAUCAUUUUAACUUUAUUUAUUUAACCAUAUCAAGAACAGAGCUCAAAGAAGCAAACUUGUUUUUUAGUUGAAAAAACAUGGAUUAUUACUUUCCAACAAUUGUCUAUCACUAUACAAAGAAAAGUCAGUCCAAAAAGGAAUUAACAAUUGUUACAUUUUCUGUUAAUGUCUGCAGCGUUCUGUAUGAGGCAGUAACAAAAUGGUAAAGUACCCCUGAGAAAAACCUUUUUCAGUUGUGUGUUGUUAGAAAAUGGAACUGGAAGAGUUCUGCUUUUUCUAUGGGACUCCUGAUGGUUUAUAAAUACUGUUUUACACUUUUAUUUUAUCUUUUUAAUAAAGGCACAAGUUUUUAUUGGUUCCAAAGUACCAUUUAAACAAGUAUCAAGUACUUAUGAGAAAAUUCGUGUCAGAUCAUAUAUCUGUGUUAACACACUGAAAAUUUGCAUGCUUUAGUCUGCCACUUUGAAGUCCAGUUUAAGUGAUGCUGAAGUUGCUAAAGAUUGAAUGCUUUGUGCAGUGAUGUACCUGUUCACAAAUGGCAAAAUGUGUUUUGGGUGUGAGGAAUAAAGUCCACCCUAAGCUCAAGACCUACAGCAAAUAACACGGGGUUUUUUUCCCCUCACUCCUCUCUAGAGAAGACUGCUAACUCAUCUUUGGGUGGUAUUGGAAUUCUACACCUGGAAAAAGUGACAAACACUAUUUUCCUGUCUGUAACUUUUCUGAUGUUCAGCUGAUGCUCAUUACAAAUAGACGUGAGCCCUUUUGAUACAGACUAAAGGUAGUAGCCGAGUUGAUGAUCUGGACCAAAAGAACCUGUUUGGUUUCUCUCCCAGAGUGAUUGCUACUUAAGUCAAAUAUGUUUAUGAUGGAGAUACUAAGGUAUCAAAUAUACUGUAAGGUUUAAAACAAGUAUUUUUUGGUUUUGGAAAGAAUAAAUUUUUCUUAAUCUUCUAGAACAAGAACGCUUUGAGAAACUUUGAACAUGAUUUGGUUGCUGUUGGAUGGAAGUAAUGGUCCAAACUUGCAUGUUUUAUAAAAGUUGCAGAAUGUUUCUUCAAACUUUGUACAAGAAACAUUGCAUUUGCUGAUUUCAAAUCUUACAAAAAUAUUUGCUACACAUUAAUCAGAAAGGUUUAGCUUUUUCUUCUCGAAUGUCAAGUGAGAAGUGUUCAUCUGAAUAUAAGCUCUCAGCAGUACUGCACCAGCAAAAUUUCUUGGGGAAGACAACAGAGACAGAAGACUGCAAGUUCAAAUGGCUCGUUCUGGAUACCAAAAUUUGCAGCCCUAAACACUGGUGGAACUGUAAUGGAGGGCCCAGGAUACCAUCAGGCGUUUGCUGCAUCAGUGUAUUACAGCUGAGAUAACACAUGCAUGCACAGUCAUUGUCUAGCAGAACUAUAAGCAAAAUCUAUGUCUCUAAUAUGGUAAAUAUCACGGAUUCAGCAAUAUGGUCUCUGCUUCUGCCCACCCCCCAAAGUGCUUGAUAUACCCCUAUCUGAAUGUAUAUAUACUGUAGGCUAACAUCAGUAUAACUUGUUUGGUUUCUUAAGUCAGGAUAGUUAAUCUACAGGAAAAACUGCAGUUAAACAGACUGGGCUAACUCCAUGUGUGUUCUCUAGCAAGGGCUGGUCUUCUGAAAACAGUUCUUUGUAUACCUGAUGGACAUUUUUGUGGCUAUUCAUGAAGAGCUGAUGUUUCUGACAUCUUUAUGUAGAUCAGGGAUACAUUUUGUCCCAGAUUUUCUCAUGUUUCAGAUGAGAAAAGGAGGAGAGCAGUGUACUUAGGACACUCUUGAGGCUAGAGUUAUUGUUGGUGUAAAAGCAGGCAUUACUGAAAAGUUAUUUUGACAAAUAUGAAAUGUAGUAAAAUGAUUCAAAUAUGAUUCUUCCAAAUUAAAAGGAAUUAAAAAGUUGGUGAGAACAAACAGCUGUUUGGCUGUUGAGUUGCAAGCAGACUUGGGUAUUGCUGCCAGCAGAGGCAGGGAGCUGUAGGGGUGCUCCAGGAAAUAGGUCCUUUUGGCCCAUGCACUGAAGAGCUGCAAACUUCCAGUGAAUGCAGCGAGAAGAGCAGCCCUGCCUGCUCAGGAGGUCAGAAGGGAGAUGGAUCCUGAGAAAACAACUGUUCAGGGUGCUGGGUCAUGUUGCACCUGCUGGGUUUGUGCUUUAACUUACUCUGUAUCAGCAAGUCUUGAAAAUACCUAGAUUGUCAGUAAAGGUAAGAGCCCUUAAGCUUUUAGAUCCAUCAAAAUAAUUACUAUUGCAAGCCAUAAAAAGUAUUGUAGUUACUCUAGGAUAGUUGACAUCAUUGGCUGGAAUUAGAAACUAUGCUGUAGUAUUUCUUACUGUUUUUUUCUUUUUAAAAAAUCCACAUACACAUAAGAGUCAUGCACGCAAAAUGACAUUUAACUCCCCAUGUGAGGACAGAAGCCUGACCUAGGGCAAGAUUUCAGUGUGAUUCCUCCUCGAGAUUUCUGAAAUGUCUUGAGAAGCUAAACCUGUCCUGGUGAAGAUGAGGCAAGGAGAUCCAUAAAUAGAAUACUUAAAACUACAGAGCUAGUAAUGUUGUUUUCUUUUGACGAUUUAUUCACAAGCUGUACAACAUACACGUCAUUGCUGCUCUUACCAAAGGCUUCGUAUGGGAAGAGGGUAGGAAGGGGUGUAGGUUUCUGUCAUAACUGAUUUCCUGCAGCAUGAUCCUGAGACUGUAGUGUCACAUCAUAAGCCUUUGAUGGAAAACUUCCACUUUAAAUAUUCAGAGGGUUAUUUUAGAGGGAGUUCAGGCGCUUUUAUUUUUAGUGAUUUGGGUAGAAAUUAUGGUAACAUUUUUGUUGAAGCUGGCCCUUGAGUGUGGAAUUUGCAGGUACCAAGCUACUUCUAGUAUGCUAUUCUUAGAAACUGGUCCUGUUCUCCAGAGUGCUAAAUGACAACAGUUUUCAGGUACUGUUUCUUCCCUCGUUUGAUCUUGUGUGGGUCUUCUGUGUUGCAGAUAAUCUGUUGGGGUUUGGAAGGUUUGGUUAAGUUCAAUACCAUUCAAUAUCCACUCAAUUAACUUCUUGAUCUACCUAAAGUAUGGUCCAGUUGUAGCUCACCAGAGCCCCAAGAGGAAGGGAAAAAAAGCAGUGUCUGCAGCAGCAUUAGUGUCUGGCAGAUUUACCAAGAGAUGCGUUGACUCUGACAUAAAUUAACCAGAUUUUCCUAGAUCUGGAGCACUGACUGACCAUAUUUAUUAAAAACUUACUUUAAAAAAACCCAAAAAAAACCUUUGAGCCUCAUAGUCUAUGUCUUCUGAGGAUGCCAUCUAAAAUUGUACAUAAUUGGGGGAUUCGGGUAUACAUUUACAGAGGCUCCAAACAGUAGCUACUUUAAGUGCAGAUCAAGAACACGUCUUUCACAGUACCUAAAAAAUAGCUAGGUAUGCAACGUCAGAGGCUCUUCUAGCCCUACAUGGCACCAAAGAGAGCAGCUGCAUAUAAAGUUAUGUUACAAUACUGAGCACAUUUACUACACUCAUUUCUAUCUAUUUAUUUUGUAUACAUAGACAGCUUUUUAUAUGCAUUUUUCUUAAUUACAUCACUGCCAUGAAAUGUAAUGAAGCUGCAAGUUGUAGUUAGUUUUAAUGCUGUUUAAAACUGGUGUUUGGCUGUUUGUUUUCUGCAGUAAUUACUUGAAUCGUUUCCAUUAGGUAGUAAAGUCUGAUAAUGUUUACAGGAUUGCUUUCUUUGGUUUUUGGGAGUUUCCCCAUCUUUCUUCCCAUCCCCUGCCCCAAGAAACAGAGAGCACAUGCUCAGCAGUCAAGCAGAUGUGUUGGGGAUGAAGUAUUGGGAUCACCUUUUUUUGCACCAAAGCAUUAAUGGUGACAUGCAGAUUCCCUUCUGUUUACAUUGCUUAGCUGACAACUUACUUACAUGCUUAGCACGUUUCUCUCUAAUUUCUCCUGUCCCUUAACCUGUUGCUAUCAAUCAUGAGCUUUAUUGUGAGAAACUUACAUCCUUCUGAACGGCAAUUUACAAUCAUAAAAAUAUCACAGAAAGAGGCAGCAUUCCUGUUGUGAAGUCUGCCCCCUCUCUCUUGUCCCCUUUUUAACUUAGAUGAAUUAAACAUCCCUGGGUUAUCUCUGCAGUUAUUUUUGUAUUUGCCACCAAGGGUCAUUUGCACUAAACACAAUGUCCCAGCUGUUCUACUUCCACAGUUAUUUUUAAUUGUGCUGCCUAAACUUGUAAUGAAUGAGCUGUAUUUAAAAGUUGGAGGUGAAGUGUAAAAGAUACAUGUAAUAAUGACGCAUUUAUUGUAUUUUUUGUAUGUUACAGAUGGGACUAGUCCUAUGCACAAACAUGUUGCCAUUUACAGUUUAAUACUUGAAGUAACUUUUUAAAAUGGGCUUUUAUAAAUUAAUUAAAUACAAAGUCACAUUACUUUGCCUGGAAUUUCCUUCAUGUUUUAAUUGUAUUGUGCAAUUUCCCCACAUGUAUACUUUUCCACAAGUUAUCUAAAGCCAUUUACAACCACUGAAAGUGCAUUCAAGAUUUUGUACAUCAGUGUUCAGACCUGUUCAUGCUUCUCUGAAGUAUAAUUCAUGUUUAAAUAAAAAGUUGUACCAUUUUAGGCCUCUUUUCCAAAGUGAUAAAAUGUGAAUGGAUUUGACAUUUGAAUUCAUCAGUGAAUGCAACAUCAACUUAAUAAAAGUAUGUGAAAGAAUUUGAAAAUUGCUUAGCUGUAACAUGCAUGUAUUAGAUCAGUGAGAAACACUGCCUACCUGAGCAACAUUUUGUAACUGUUCCACGGUUUUUACACUGCAGCUGCAACAAACCUAAGAUUACACCCACUCUUGACACAUCUUCCAGGUCACUUAGUCUUGAGAGGAGAAAUAAAAAAACCUCUGACUUG
Messenger RNA from Gavia stellata (red-throated loon), 6732 nucleotides. It is a transcript of the gene ZDHHC20, whose product is annotated as zinc finger DHHC-type palmitoyltransferase 20. Gene Ontology annotation, molecular function: protein-cysteine S-palmitoyltransferase activity. Gene Ontology annotation, biological process: protein targeting to membrane; synaptic vesicle maturation; peptidyl-L-cysteine S-palmitoylation. The record is from RefSeq and is a predicted model, not a curated record. Gene Ontology annotation, cellular component: endoplasmic reticulum; Golgi apparatus. Bases 29 to 1117 code for a protein of 362 amino acids. NCBI's taxonomy places the organism in Eukaryota, Metazoa, Chordata, Aves, Gaviiformes, Gaviidae. The transcript is spliced from 13 exons.